Metopolophium dirhodum (rose-grain aphid) is the source of this 3520-nucleotide messenger RNA. RefSeq lists its product as uncharacterized. The transcript is spliced from 5 exons. Lineage: Eukaryota; Metazoa; Arthropoda; Insecta; Hemiptera; Aphididae. The coding region runs from base 416 to 910 and encodes 164 amino acids. The record is from RefSeq and is a predicted model, not a curated record.
UGUGUGAAGGUGAGCGUUGACCGCUUUAACUCGUCCAAAAAUAUAAUUUAUCGUUUAUUUUUUUUUUCAAUCAGCAUCAAUCGAAGUGGUUAGGUUUUUUAUUUUCUAACAAUACAAAGAUUUACUUUAUAACACAACGUUUAAAAUCAUUUUUCAGUUUGCUUAAAUCUCUAGACAAUUGUGUGAUAAUUAUUGUUGAGCAUUAAAAAUUGCCCGCCAAAUUUACCACGUGAAAACAUGGAUGAUCUUAAAAAUGACGGAAAAUUUUAUCGUUUACGUCAAUAUUGAAACCGCAGCACUGGAGCAAAAUUAACCGGCUUGCCUAUACCAAUGCUAUAUUUUUAUCGGAUACUAUAAAAUUGCGGUCCGGCUGAACCAUAAGAAAGAACAAGUGAUCAUACUCGACGAAGAUAACAUGUUAUUAGACGAUAAAAUGAUCUACACGUCGCAACCGAAGAUUUAUCCAUUCGCUGUAGUCCUCAGACUUCGUGUGCUUCAGAUAGUUUGCGGUAUUACCGGGUUAGUUAUGGGCAUGGUCGCCACUAUAGAAGAAAAGGGAAAAAUGAACUUGGGCUUAGCAAUACCGGCUGGAAUUCUGACAGUUAUUGCUGCAGCUGGCAGCAUUUACACGAGCCACGGUUUCAGCGGUUACCGACCGCAACAGCUGUGCGACCCGCGACUGCAACCGUUCCGGUUUCUGGGGCCCACCGUCCGGUCCGCGGUGGCGCUCACAGUGCUAUGGCUCGCCGCGUGUCUGUUGCACGCCUGUCUGCUGUACGUCUCCGCACGGUCGCUGUUCCGGAACGGGCAGAUCGCCGUGCUGGCCACCAUACUCAUUUCACUCACGUUGCUCACGUUGCUGUCCACCGCCGCGCUGGUGCACAUCGACUGCAAGUACGAUCCCGAUUGACCCGGCCCGGAGGCCCAGGUGCCAACGGCUUCGGUCAGCGUGAUCGGGCCCAGCCAUUUGUCCACGGACAGAGCCACUAAGGUGGCGUGGGUCAUAUAAUACCACGUAUACCAAGGUAUACCGGGUGCGGCGGAUGCCGUGCGUCAAACGCUCCAUGUUCAUAUUACAACAUUAUGUAUAUUUUAAUUUUUAUGUAUUCUAUGUAUUUUAUAUCGUGAACAUAUUUAUGUGAAUAUGACCGUAUAAACAUCGUCGACUUAGGGCUCAGUCAAACAGAAAGCGGUCUGCCUGCGCGGGCACUGUAAAAUAAUACAACCGACCGCUGCCCGCCGCGGUCAGCGUACCCGUAGACCAUGGCAGCCCGCUCUCUGCUUGACCGACCCUUAAGGGUCGUUCUUACAAUGUCCGGUCGGCUAAAACGCUCUAACCGACUGAUCACAGAUUUCAUAGCCGGCAGAAUUCGCGGCCGGUCAAGUGCCGGUUAUAAGACUAACCGGCAGAAUUCUGUUUCACAUAUUAUAAUAAAUUCUUCUGGUUAGCGUUAUCAGACACUCGACCGGACAUUGUGAGAACGGCCCAAAGUAAAGCUUUGUAUAGUCAUCGUAAAAUAUAAAUUACGAGCAAUAUAACAUUCCCUACGUGAAAAUCGUGUUUUCGUAUAUUAUCAAAUACAAAUAUGAUCAAAUGUGAUAAUAUGAUCUUACAUUAUAUUAUUGGUACCAAAUAAUGAGAAUCCUGCUGUCAAAAUGUGAUACCACUCAACAGUUCAGUUCCCGAAACCAGACUUUUGAACACAUUUCUGAACUAUAUCCAGUGGCGCUCUCAGGAAUUUUCAAUUUGGGGGGGGGGCUAAACCCCAUGAUCCCCCCUCCGUGAGCACGUCCACUAAAUCUAAUCCGGAAAAUAAUUAAAUUCAAAAAAAGACAUUGAUUCAUACAAAGUAUAAUAUUUUUUGUAAUAAAAACAUCCUCUUUUUAAAUGGAAAAUUAGUUUUAUUUAAACAGUUCACAGAAACCUAAAUAUUUUAUUCUAAAACAUAAUAAACGUCAUGUUCAUUUUUUUAAUGAAUUUUAUCGUAAAAUGUUCAAUACCAAAUAAUGCUUUAUUUUUCUUCAGAUUUUUUUAUUCAAAAUAAGAAUUCAAGACAAUAAUUUUAAAACUUUCAAAGCUCUUAUUUAUUAUUAUUAUUAUUAUUAUUAUUAUUAUUAUUAUAAUUUUAUUUUUAUUUUUAGACUUCGGUAAAUAUUUGUAAGCUUAAUUUGUCCAUUGUUCGUUAUAUAAAUCAUUUCCCCAAAUGUAUAAUAUGUAAAUGUGCAGAGUAAAAAAGUUUUCAACAAAAUUCAAUCGUCAAAGAAUAUAUUAUAUUAUAUUAUACAAGUUCAAUAUAAAUGUUAAAAACCAUUGAUUAUUAGGUUAAUAAUAAACAUAAAUAAUAUUUUGCAUACAUAUUGAAUUGAAUUUUCGUUUUUUUAGAGUGUUAUACUCUUUUUCUUAGUUCUAAGUGUUAUGUUCAAAAAUUAUUUUGUUUAAAAGGCAGGUAUAUAUUUUUUCCUUGUAACGCCGCCACAUGGGACUGAACUGUUGAACUGUUUGUAGAUUACUAUUUGCUUGGCCCUCAUGCAGUUUAAUAGGCAUAACUAAUUGGUAUUUUGUUAGAUUAUAUUCAAAAUUAAAGACUAUUAAGAUUAUUUUUAAAAAUUGUUGUUUUUAUACUUGAACUAUACCUUUAGUUUAAUAUCUAAUCAUGAUGCUAAUUGUUGAAUUUCAAAGUCAUUAAGAGGACGCUACCCGUGCAUUUGUUGUCUCCGUCUUACACACGUACGACAUUGCAAAUUUUCGUCCACUAGUUUCAAUAGUGCCCUGUUUGUUUUGAUAUUAGAGUGAAUUGACCUAUUAGCAAGUUUUUAGGUAUGUGCUUAAGCGUCGGCUUUUAUUUGAUAUUUUAAUUUUUAAGCGAAAAUUGUUAUGCAUUUUUAUUUGUGAUAGGUACUUCACUUACCCAUAUCUCGCACGAAAAUUAAAAUAUCGAAUAAAAACCAACGCUCGAGCACAUAUAAUGUAUAUAGCCAAUAUAGGUACCUAAAAGUUUUAUUAUAUGUGAAUUCACUCUAAUAUAAAGUAUAAACGCUAUAUUAUUGAAAUAGUAAACGAAAAUUUGCUACGUUGUACGUUUUUAAGACAAAUACAACAAACGUCCUCUUAAUAUAUUACUUGAUAUUACAGAAAUAAUAACAACAACGUAACACAGUCCACAAUAUGUAUAAUAUGCCUCAUAAUAUACUUAUGCGCUUAAGAAUAAUUUAAUAUUUAUUUGUUUUUUUAUUUAGGAAAUUCGUAUUUAUUAUUGUAUAUUCAAUAUAGUUUUUAAACUUUUGAUUUAAUUUACGAUUUGACAUUUGUUAACUAUAUAUGUGUAUUAUAAUGUCCUGAUCCAAGACUUCAAGAAUAAAAGAAGAUUUACAAAUAAAAUAAUGAUUAUAAUUAAAUAUGUUUAGACCAAAUGUCAUAAAAAAUAAGUUUAUAAUUUUUAUGAUCAACUUGAGUUUCAUAACUGUUAAAUAUGUACGCAUGUAGUCAUGUAGAAUAUUAAAAAAAAUGUACAAAAGAUAU